AUGACAAUAACCUGCUUGGAGAGGGAUGGUGUCGUUGCUGAUCUCCGUUUAGCGGAUUCCUUUUAUUUGAAAUAUGAAGUUCGGGGUGUCUUGGGUUCUGGAGCCAGUAGUACUGUGCGACGUUGCAUAGAAAAAGACUCUAAAGCCGAAUUCGCUGUUAAAAUUUUGGAUCUUAAUAGUGGUGUCGACACCUCAGAAGUUAUACGUUCAGAAUGUAUGCGAGAGGUGACAAUUCUUAGAAAAGUAGUCGACCACCCCAAUAUCAUAAGAAUUCAUGAUGUUUUCGAGGGGGAUGCAUACAUAUUUCUGGUCUCAGAAAUUUGUCAAGGUGGUGAACUUUUCGACUAUCUUACCCACAACGUCAUUAUUUCCGAAAAACGUACUCGUGCAAUCAUGCGGCAGCUGUUUGAUGCUGUUAAUUUUAUCCAUGACCGUCAAAUCGUCCAUCGAGAUCUCAAGCCGGAAAACAUUCUUCUUGAUGAAAAUCUUAACAUAAAAGUUACGGACUUCGGGUUGGCUGUAUUUGUUGACGAUGAAGAAGAGCUUAAAGAAACUCGUGGAACACCAGGUUACUUGGCGCCAGAGGUCCUGAUGUGUGGUUACUAUGAAGAUCAACCUCCUUAUGGUCAACCUGUAGACAUUUGGGCAUGUGGUGUGAUUAUGUAUACUCUGUUAGCAGGUUGUCCCCCUUUUUGGAAUCGUAAAGAACAUUUGAUGCUGCGCCAGAUUAUGGAAGGCCGUUUCUCUUUUCCUAGUCCAGAAUGGGAUGAUAUCAGCGAAUCUGCAAAGGAUCUAAUAUGUAAAAUUCUAGUUGUGGAUUCCAGAGUAAGGUUGACAGCUUUAGAUUCAUUGAAUCAUGCAUUCUUCCUACAACAAGUAUGUUCAUUUAGCAUUUUGGUUUUUAAAUUUUUAGUAUAUUUAUCCGUCGAAUAUUUAACAUUAAUAAUUUGCUGCGUAAUUAUUUCAUGAGCAGAAAUUUGUUAACACUUUGAUUUUAUGAUUGUUAAUUCCUUUAGAAUGAUAUGUAUGGGCCGUCAACAUUUAGUCUUAAGUUCCUCCCAUAUAUUGUUUGCAUGCAGUUGGAUCACUUAAGUAGUAACGCUGAGAUCAAGCAUAAGUCUAUUAGUAAGACCGUAAACCCUUAUCGACAGAAGUGAUUGAAAUAUGUAUGGGACAUUUAUCCGCUACAAACCUUGCACUAGUGAAACCUAUAGUUGGGAAGACAGCCUUCAAUGCUAGACAGAAAUUUAAGACUGGUAUGUUGGCUGUCAGUUUUAUAUUUUAUCUACGCCGUUUAAAAGUGGAUGCUGCCUAUUUAAAUAUCAAUCAGUUAUCUAUGGAUCCAUAUUCAAAUAAGAAAUUGCGUAAAAUUAUUGAUACACUUGCCUAUGAUGUUUAUAGUCAAUGGGUUAAGAAAGGUGAAGAACAAAAUCGUGCUGAAUUAUUUGAAAAUGUACCACGUCGUGAUAUGAUUGAUACACCAGAAGCAAUAUUUCACAAUAGUCCAAAACGUUCAGUGUUAGCCGGUGACUCCGUGAAUUAUACACCUUUCAAUUUUGAAGAUGAAGAUGAUGAAGAUAUCAGGAUACCGAUUAGAAUUGAUUAUUAAUAAACCCUUUAUUACAAUCUGUAGUCUAAAAUUAGCCCCC
This is a messenger RNA of Schistosoma guineensis, 1649 nucleotides long. The record is from the annotation of a GenBank genome assembly. NCBI's taxonomy places the organism in Eukaryota, Metazoa, Platyhelminthes, Trematoda, Strigeidida, Schistosomatidae.